AUGGACUCUCAUACAAAAACAGGGAAGGUUUACCUUCAACCUCGCAAAGCUGGAAAAAAAUGGAAGCCGGUGUUGCUGUCCCUGGUUCCAGCCAGCAACAAUGGAGUCGGUCGAUUGGAGAUUCAAUUUAUAGGAGGUGGUGGUGGAGGAAGAGAUCAUGUUGCAGGCUUAAAGAAACACCACCAGCCUCAAGAAAGCAAGGUCAAAGUGGUGCGACUUUCUGAACUUAUCAGUGUCUUGAGACUCCCACCAAAUGCUGAAGCCUGUCCCAUGGAAAACAUGUCAGCUUUUUGUGUGGAGUCACAAGAGAGAACAAUGGUGUUUUCUACAGAAAAAGAUGACUGUGUGGAAUGGGUUGAGAAACUUUGUCAAGCAACAUUUCAGAAGGAUGCUGGCUCAAACACUAAAGAGCUUCAUAUGGAAGAAAACCUGAUAUAUGCAACUGCAAAUGCCUUAGAGUUUUACGUUGUGGUGCAAAGAACAGAUGCAGCAAUACGUUGUGGACUGCUGGGUUCAUACUGGCUACAGGUUGGACCGCGGACUCUACUUCUGAAAGAUAUUCAGAAGGUGAACAUUGUAAGACAGUGGCCAUAUGAACUGCUAAGGCGAUAUGGUAAAGACAAGCUGACCUUAACCAUCGAAGCAGGAAGACGAUGUGACAGCGGUCCCGGAACAUUCACCUUUGAAACACAACAAUCUGAAAAAAUAUUCAAUCUGAUUCAGAGUACUAUCAAGCAGAAGACUUUAGCUGUUUCAUCCGGUAACCUUCACCAGGAAGAAGACAAGUCUGUAGUGACUAACAUACUGGCAAAAUCCCCUCUCCCUGAAAUACCUGAUAUGACAGGUAUAGCCUCCAUUCUGGAAAACAGGAGGUUGCAGGUAAAGACAGAGGACAAUGUAGGAGCUCGAAAUGAUGCUGCUCAUUCAUCAGAAAAUAAGUCAUUACAGCCAGCUCCAAUCACCCUCAUGCCUCUCCCAAUGGUCCCAAAACUUGACAAACCUUCUGGAGAUCUUCAUGAUUGCCAAUCAGAAGCUGAAUACGCCAACCCAGCUGACUGCAUUCAAAACGUACAAAUACCUAAAGUUGCACUGUCUUAUGUGUAUGUAGACCCCGCAAGUGUUCUUCCGCUUCAUCCUCCAAAAGAAAGCCUAAUUUCUGUUUCCAACUCUUUGACCCCACAGCCUUGUGUCAUUAGUGAUGAGUCUGUUUAUUCAGAGGUGUAUGACAAAGUCAUUAUAAAUGACCCAAAGCAAUUUGCAGAGGAUGAACCUAUUUAUACUGUACCUGUAAGCAAGGCAACUGGAGCUCCUGAAAAAGAUGAAACCAAACCAGACCCGUUUGCUCACCUCUAUGCUCAAGUCAAUAAAACACCUCCAUCAUCAAGUCCCUCUUCAACCCCACCUCCCCCCUCUUCAUCAUCCUUGGCCAACAGCAUGGCUGCUACCAAAAUCUCCGACCCCUCUCCUGAUGAUGUAAUCUAUGAAAACCUGGGUAUCAUUUAA
Molecule: messenger RNA, 1503 nt
Organism: Nerophis lumbriciformis (worm pipefish)
Lineage: Eukaryota; Metazoa; Chordata; Actinopteri; Syngnathiformes; Syngnathidae
Source: RefSeq, a predicted model, not a curated record